Messenger RNA from Sphaerodactylus townsendi, 3026 nucleotides. RefSeq names its product GDP-D-glucose phosphorylase 1 (gene GDPGP1). Gene Ontology annotation, molecular function: GDP-D-glucose phosphorylase activity. The transcript is spliced from 2 exons. Gene Ontology annotation, cellular component: cytoplasm. Bases 31 to 1149 code for a protein of 372 amino acids. Lineage: Eukaryota; Metazoa; Chordata; Lepidosauria; Squamata; Sphaerodactylidae. The record is from RefSeq and is a predicted model, not a curated record. Gene Ontology annotation, biological process: glucose metabolic process.
ACGGCCGGCUCAGGGCGCCACCCACUCGUCAUGGCGGCCACGGAGCCUCCGCCGCAGGACGGGCCCGGCGCGGGCGCGGAGGUCUUCUGCUACGCGCCCGAGGAGGACUUCGUCCGGGAGGGCGUCGAGUGGGCGGGGGGCGGCGGCGGGCCGUCGGCCUUCGACCGAGCGCUGCAGCGCAGCUGGACGGACCGGCUGGAACGGGGGCUCUUCCGCUACCGGCUGGGGGACCUGCAGACGCGGCUGCUGCCCGGGCCCGCCGGCUUCGUGGCGCAGCUGAACCCGCGGCGCGGCUCGGACCGGAGGCGGCCGCAGGAGGUGUGGAGCGUCCGGCAGAGCUUCGACCCGCGCCAGUUCAACUUCACGCAGAUCCGGCCGGCCGAGGUGCUCUUCGCGCUGGGCCCCCGCCGACCCCCCCAACCCCCGGGGCCCCCCUCGCCGCCGCCGCCGGUCCUGGUGGCCAUCAACGUCAGCCCGCUGGAGUUCGGCCACGUGCUGCUGCUGCCGGAGCCGUCGCGGGGGCUGCCGCAGGUGCUGACGGCCGAGGCGCUGCGGGCGGGCCUGGACGCGCUGCUGCUGAGCGGGCGGGCGGCCUUCCGCGUGGGCUUCAACAGCCUGGGCGCCGGCGCCUCCGUCAACCACCUGCACCUGCACGCCUUCUACCUGGAGCGCCCGCUGCGCCUGGAGGCGGCGCCCUGCCGGCCCCUGCUGCCCGACGCCGGCCUCUACCUCCUGCAGGGCGGCCCCGCGCCGGGCCUGCUCUUCUACCACGGCGGCGGCGGCGGCGGGCAGGGCCUGGACGAGCUGUCGCGCCGCGUGUGCCGCCUGACCGACCACCUGGCGCGGCACGAGGUGGCGCACAACCUGUUCGCCACGCGCGGGGCCGCGCCCGAGGGCCCCCCGCACGCCCGGCCGGGCAUCCGCGUGGCGCUGUGGCCGCGGCGCGCCUGCUUCGGCGCCAAGGACGGGGCCGCCUUCAACGUGGCCCUCUGCGAGCUGGCCGGACACCUGCCCGUCAAGACGGCCGCCCACUUCGAGGCGCUCACCGAGGCCGCCGCCCUGCGCCUCGUCCGCGACCACCUCCUGCCCGAGCCCCACUUCGCCCGGCUGCAGCGGGACCUGGUCGCCCUCCUCCGCCGCCACGAGUGACCCACCUCCUCCCCCCCCACUCCUGCCCUGGCCAGCCGUGGGGCGGCUCCCUGCAAGGCUGGCUGCGGCCCGGAGUGGGGGCCUCGGAGGGGCACGGACAAGGGAGCUCCGGUUCUGCAACCAGGCAGGCUUGGGGGGGGGGGGGGUUCCAAUCACGGGCGGGGUCUCUGCUGCGCCUGCACCUUUCAUGUGGCAUUUCACUGCGAGGGGGGGGAGGAAUGGAGCCUCCAUGUGCGGGAGCAGAAGCCGGACACAGCCGGCGCCGCCCGGAUAUCCGCCCCCCCUGAAAACCCAAGCCAGGCGCGCUCAGGCUCCGCUGGGAAAGUGCUGCCAAUCGGGGGCGGAGCCAGCGCGCUACGGACGGGCCAAUGAGGAGCGAGAGGUCGCUGGCGUCACGGAGAACGAGACGCCUGCUGGCAGCGAGCACGGCUGUGUGGAGCUCCGCCCCUCCCUGGCCCAAAGGGGCGGAGCCAGGUGUCGCCCUGGUGACGGCGUAAGGACGGGAAGCCCACGCACCGCCCCCCCUCCCCCAGUGUGAGCCGCGUGGCAGGUGAGGGGGCAGGUGGAAGACCCUCCCGCCCUUUGGCCCCUGGGGCACCUCCCGGGGGACCCCCUGGCUGGCAGGUGGCAACGGGCUUCUCCAGGGGUGCCCCCCCAUCACAACUGGUGAUCAGGGCGCCCUGGGAAAGAUGGCCACUGCAAGUCCCCCCUUCUUUGCCCUGCCUUGGCUCCCCCCCCCUCUGUCUCUGUCCCAAGAGGGCCUGAGAGGAGGAUGAAGAUCAGUGCAGAGGGAAGCAGUGACCCUGAGGGUGAAACUGGGGAGGAGGAGGAGGAGGAGGAAGCCUCUCCCAGGAAGCCACAGGGCCCCAGUCCAGGGCACAGAAGCAAAGCAGGCAGCAGGAAGGGCCAGCCAGGGGGGUCACCAGUCCAUCUGGAGAGGAUGGCUGAGGAGUGGCAUGCCGAGCAGUCCAAGAGGAGGAAAAGGGAAAAGUUCAGGCCAGUGGUCUUCCCUUGCCCUGCAUUCCCACGCUGGCAGCCCCACAGCAAGCUGUGGACUCCCGUCUCCUCAUUGUUGGAGGUGGUUUGGGAUUGCACCCCUUUCUUGCUGAGCCUUGGGGCGGGGGGGGGGGGCAGCCCUCCCUCCCUCCCUCUGGCUAGUGGCAGCUCUGUCCAGCCUCUGAACAGUUCCUUCCUUGGUUCCAGGCAGCUCUCCAUCAACCUGUCCAGCUGCAAAUACGAGAGCAGUAAGUCAGGUGCUUCUCCCUCUAGCUGGACAGCCCCGGGCAGGAAGGGGCCUUCCUGGGUUUCCCACAGUGGCCGCGGAGCGGACUUGGCAUCCAGGCUGAGGAGGAGGAGGCAUGGGAUCCCUGCCCUAGAGAAACAGUUCCCAGGGCCCCGCUAGGGAUGCUUCUGCGGGGCACCCUGUUGCAUUGACUCCGGUCCUGGGGCGUGGACUGUGGCAGCCCCCUCCUCCUGCCAACAGACAGGUAAAUGCCUCUCCCCCUUUCGCUGCAGUGAGGCGUGCUGCUCGGCACUGUGGCCUGAAAGUCGGCAAAGACUAGAAGUGGACAGUUUACUGGACUGACUUCUCUGUCUCGCUGGAGCAGGUCAUGGAGAUGAGGAGGUUUCAGGUACCUGCUGUGGAAUCACGGACGUCUCUAGUUUUGAAAAGCCUCCUGUAGCCAGCAGAUUCUGAAAUGCCACGAGACCUCCACUGCUCCCGCUGCCACUUCUCCUGCCAGCUCCUAGAAAUUCCCAACACCAAUCAGCACGCUUGCCGAGAAGCCUGUGGGCUGCCCCUACCAGACGUCUUUGCCUCUGUGAAGCCACCUUCGGGUGUCCUACCCAAACAAAAAAAACCAAUUGUGGCAUCAGGU